AACUUGUAUCUCUUGACAGCUCUCACGUUUGAAUCUGAUUGCCGGUUGUAUAGUACUAUUUCGAUUUUCAAAUCGUAUUGUGAACAGUACUCCCACCUGAAAUAUGUCUUCUCAGUUAAUCGGUAUGGAAUCUUUUCGGGAAUAUAGCUCAUUUGCGGCUGACGAUUUUGUUCAUACGGACCUAUCUAAAACGCACGUGGAAAACCAACUACCAAAAGUCAACAUAAAUGUUCCAGUAUUACCACCUACCAAAUUUCCUAGAAAUGAAGCUGCCCUAGCGUUCAUUCCAAUAAAAGAUGGUGACAAAAUCACUAUAUGGAAACAAUUCCUCUUUACUUGGAGGACCCAAGGUAUCUAUCAAGCUUUAGAAUUACUAUCACAAACGGAUUUGAAAAAAUAUUCAGCAAGCCAAAUGACCUAUGGAUUAGUAACUCUUUGGAAGACUGUUAAAGUGGUUCAACAUGUUUUCAUGCCACUUUCAAAUAUGUCAUCUGGUAUUGACACUAUCACUAUGUUUUCACACACCAAAGAUUGGUCUACCAGCCCUGCCAGAUAUCUUGCCUGGCAUCCACACUGCAAUAAGCUUGCAGUGGCUACUAGAGAUGACACAGUUCUUGUGUAUACGGGGUCCGCUUCCACUCCAGUCGUUGUCCGCCAUUCGUCGCAAAAAAAUAUUUCGUCCAUGUCGUGGAGGCCCUUGUGCUCGGCUCAGUUGGCUGUCGGUUGUGCUUCGGGAGUAGCUCUUUGGACGGUGGAUCCCGCUUCGUUAGGAACUCGCCCAUCGGCUUCGUGCUUGACCACUUUACCUCAUCCAACAUCAAUUAAUUCCGUCGCUUGGGAUCCUCAAGGUAAGUUUUUGGCUUCCGGUAGCGCACAAGAUUCGUCACUCUACAUUUGGAACGUCGAAAAUCGUGAAGCUACCCUUCUUCAGAAAAUCCGCGGAGGGGGAUACACUUUUCUGACUUGGAGCCCGACUGGAGAUCGCCUUUUAGCCUGUACACCAGGCAAUGUUUUCAAAAUAUGGGAAACCCGAACAUGGUCGGCCGAGAUAUGGGAUGUGAUGAAUGGUUAUGUUCAGUCAGCAGCAUGGAGUCCUUGUGGAACCAAAGCUAUUUUUGCCGAUUCUGCUCAGCCUACUCUUUAUUGCGUGUCGAAAAUCUGUUCCACUAAAGCGGCAACUGUGGUAGCUGACUUUACAGAAACCCAAUCUUCGGAAGCAACGGGUAGAUUAAGCAGACUGGUACAAGAUCUUGCAUGGGACUCUCGAGGCGAGAGAUUGGCUGUCACCUUUCGCAGCUCGGAUUAUGUUGCACUUUUUCGCACACGAUACUCGCCAACGUUGAGUUUGUUUCCAUGUGGUAUAUUAAAGGGUGAACCUGAUGAAGUGGCAUCUACGAUACAAUUCAAACCUGAUUUUGAAAAUGGCGCGUUACUCACUGUGGCCUGGUCCUCUGGUCGAAUUCAACAUGUGCCCUUUUCAUUCCUCCCGCAGCAUCUUGAAACUUAAAUUUAUUUAGCAGUUCGUUGUCUUAUUUUAUUGGCCAACCGUUUAUGAAUCCGUGAUUAUUUACUACUAAUGAUAGCUCAUGAAUAAAUAAAAA
Molecule: messenger RNA, 1601 nt
Organism: Daphnia carinata
Lineage: Eukaryota; Metazoa; Arthropoda; Branchiopoda; Diplostraca; Daphniidae
Product: aladin-like
Exons: 11
Coding region: 104-1507 (467 amino acids)
Biological process (GO): nucleocytoplasmic transport
Cellular component (GO): nuclear pore
Molecular function (GO): protein binding
Source: RefSeq, a predicted model, not a curated record